This is a messenger RNA of Phacochoerus africanus (Common warthog), 3633 nucleotides long. RefSeq names its product lysyl oxidase like 4 (gene LOXL4). The transcript is spliced from 15 exons. Gene Ontology annotation, cellular component: membrane. Bases 189 to 2462 code for a protein of 757 amino acids. Gene Ontology annotation, biological process: peptidyl-lysine oxidation. Gene Ontology annotation, molecular function: protein-lysine 6-oxidase activity; copper ion binding. Lineage: Eukaryota; Metazoa; Chordata; Mammalia; Artiodactyla; Suidae. The record is from RefSeq and is a predicted model, not a curated record.
GGAGGGGUGGUGGGCGCCCGCGGGCCUCAGCCGGAUAAAAGGGCCCCAGGGCGCUCCAGGAGGCCCGUUAGCGCUGCUCGGCCGCUGAGCCCCUGCCCCAGCCCCGCACCGUCCGCGCUCCAGCUGGUGAGCCCCCGUCUGGCCCCUGGCCAGGUGCCUUGACCCCAGCUGCCCUUGAAGUCACCAUAAUGUGGUCCCUACCAGCCGCCCUCCCCCUGCUCCUGCCACUCCUGCUGCUGGGCCAGGCCCCUCCCUGCAGGCCACAGUCACCGGGCCCUGUGAAGCUACGGCUGGUGGGCCCAGGGAGCAGUCCAGAGGAGGGCCGCCUGGAGGUGCUGCACCAGGGCCAGUGGGGCACCGUGUGUGAUGACAACUUCGCGCUUCAGGAGGCUACGGUGGCCUGCCGCCAGCUGGGCUUUGAGACUGCCAUGACCUGGGCCCACAGCGCCAAGUAUGGCCCAGGGGAAGGACCCAUCUGGCUGGACAAUGUGCGCUGUGCGGGCACAGAGAGCUCCCUGGACCAGUGUGGGUCUAAUGGCUGGGGUGUCAGUGACUGCAGCCAUUCGGAGGAUGUUGGUGUGGUGUGCCACCCCAAGCGCCAGCGCGGCUUUCUCUCUGAGAGGGUCUCCAAUGCCCUCGGGCCCCAGAGCCGGCGGCUGGAGGAGGUGCGGCUCAAGCCCAUCCUCGCCAGCGCCAAGCGGCGUAGCCCAGUGACCGAGGGAGCCGUGGAGGUGAAGUACGAGGGCCACUGGAGGCAGGUGUGCGACCAGGGCUGGACCAGGAACAACAGCAGGGUGGUGUGUGGGAUGCUGGGCUUCCCCAGCGAUGCUCCUGUCAUCAGCCACUACUACAGGAAGGUCUGGAAUUCCAAGAUGAACGACCCCAAAUCCAGGCUGAUGAGCCUGACGAAGAAGAAUUCCUUCUGGAUCCACCGGGUCAAUUGCCUGGGAACAGAGCCCCACCUGGCCAACUGCCAGGUGCAGGUGGCGCCAGCUCAGGGCAAGCUGCGGCCAGCCUGCCCGGGUGGCAUGCAUGCUGUGGUCAACUGUGUGGCAGGGCCCCGCUUCCGCCCUCCGACGUCGAAGCCUGGGCGCAAGGAGUCCCCGGCAGAGGAGCCGAGGGUGCGCCUCCGCUCCGGGGCCCAGGUGGGCGAGGGCCGGGUGGAAGUGCUCCUGAACCGCCAGUGGGGCACCGUCUGUGACCACGGCUGGAACCUCAUCUCCGCCAGUGUCGUGUGUCGCCAGCUCGGCUUUGGCUCUGCUCGGGAGGCCCUCUUUGGGGCCCAGCUGGGCCAAGCACUGGGGCCCAUCCACCUGAGUGAGGUGCGCUGCAGGGGAUAUGAGCGGACCCUCGGUGACUGCCCCUCCCUGAAAGGGCCCCGGAAUGGUUGCCAGCAUGAGAAUGAUGCUGCCGUGAGAUGCAACAUCCCAGACAUGGGCUUCCGGAAUCAGGUGCGCUUGGCUGGUGGGCGCAGCCCCGAGGAAGGUGUGGUGGAGGUGCAGGUGGAGGUGAACGGGGUCCAGCGCUGGGGGGCUGUGUGCAGCGAUCACUGGGGCCUCAACGAAGCCAUGGUGGCCUGCCGACAGCUGGGCCUGGGCUUUGCCAACCAUGCCAUCAAGGACACCUGGUACUGGCAGGGGACGCCAGGGGCCGGGGAAGUGGUGAUGAGCGGGGUGCGCUGCUCAGGCACAGAGCUGGCCCUGCAGCAGUGUCAGAGGCACGGGCCGGUGCACUGCUCUCACAGCGCAGGGCGCCUCUCGGCCGGAGUCUCCUGCACAGACAGUGCUCCGGACCUGGUGAUGAAUGCCCAGCUGGUGCAGGAGACGGCCUACCUGGAGGACCGCCCACUUAGCCAGCUGUACUGCGCCCACGAGGAGAACUGCCUCUCCCAGUCCGCUAACCGCAUGGACUGGCCCUACGGACACCGCCGCCUCUUGCGCUUCUCCUCCCAGAUCCACAACCUGGGCCGGGCCGACUUUCGUCCCAAGACGGGACGCCAUAGCUGGAUUUGGCACCAGUGCCACAGGCACUACCACAGCAUUGAGGUCUUCACCCACUAUGACCUACUCACUCUCAAUGGCUCCAAGGUGGCUGAGGGGCACAAGGCCAGCUUCUGUCUAGAGGACACAAAUUGCCCCACAGGAAUGCAGAGGCGCUAUGCCUGUGCCAACUUUGGGGAACAGGGAGUGACCGUUGGCUGCUGGGACACCUACCGACACGACAUUGAUUGCCAGUGGGUGGACAUCACAGACGUGGGCCCUGGGGAUUAUAUCUUCCAGGUGGUCGUGAACCCCAAGUUCGAGGUGACAGAGUCAGAUUUCUCCAACAACAUGAUGCAGUGCCGCUGCAAGUACGACGGGCAACGGGUCUGGCUGCAUAACUGCCACACAGAGGAUUCGUACCGGGCCAAUGCAGAGCUCUCCCUGGAGCAAGAACAGCGUCUCAGGAACAACCUCAUCUGAAGCCAUCACCGCACACUCCCAGCUGCUGCCCACACACCAGAUACCUCAGUUUAUUGGAGCCAUGCUCUUCACAGCCCAGACUCAGAGGGCAAGGGACCAGUGCCAAUGGGCACCAAGAACCUGCUCAGGAAGCCUUUUGAUGGCAAGAUCGCCAAACCAGGAUGGCACUGCUCCCUCAGGAUGGCUCUGGGUCUGUCCCCUAAGGAACUUUGAUCUCCGGACUGUGGCCUCCCGGCCUCGUUUGGCUGAGCUCCUCUUCCAUAAGGAGACCCAGUCUUUCUCGGAUUUUGCCCCAGAGCUCCUGCUGCCCAGGAGGAAGCCCAGUUCCCAUUUACAUGGUGCUUUGCAGAUGUCUUGGAGGACCAAAAUACAAGGAGUGGUCAGCUCUCUGCCAGGAGCUCAAAGGAGCACAAUUUAUGUCAAAGUCACAACUGGCAGAGAAGCUGGUGAAUUCAGUCCCUUGCUUGAUCUGUCCUCAUUUAGAACUCAGCUGUCAUAUUCUCUACGAGUCUUUAGUGCCCUUACCUUCUCCUCCUGCACACACGGGUGUCUGUAAUACCCCUGGAAGCUUAGGCCUCAGGCAUCCCCUAAUGGGCCCAAACCACCAGUUACUGAGUACCUGAGAAAGGACACGAUCCACAGAAGUUGCCAGAUAGGGCCUUUCUCCAGAACAGCAAGAGGAGGCCAAGCAGAAAGACCGCUGGGCUAAUAUGGACCCCAGCCACUGCCAGGGCCUCUGCCAAGGGAAGACAUGUGCCAGAAACCAGCAGGCAAGAUCACUGCGCAUCUCAGGACUAGUCUAAAUGUCAGGUCCCCCAAGUUUAUAGUGUGUAUUUUAUUUUGAAUAAAUUUUUGCAGCAGAAAGAACAUGGGUCAAAUAGGCCACUCAUCUUUGCAGGAAAAAGAGGACAGGUCUGGUAGAGUCGGGGGCAGGAGACUACAAAGAAGUCAGAGGGGGAGCAUUUAAUUUAGUUAAGGACUAAAGCUAGGAAAGGCCACCAUUCCUGCCUGAGGUGGCUGUGAUAGGCCCUUGCUCCAGUGGGAUCGAAUCCCAUGGUCAUCUCAGACAUAAGCCUUCAUCUUUCUCCACUUCGACACACAUGGGGAUAAUCCUCACAGGUUUGAUGCCCUAAUGCCAAUAAAGACCGCUCACUGUGGACUGCUACAAAGA